GCCAACUUAGUAGACCCACCAGACAAAUCAAAUAGAGCUCUCCUUUCGGAACCAACUCCUCAAAAUUUGGCAAAAUUAAAUAAACCAACGAUCCCAGCCAGAGCCCAGUGACAUAGGACAGUAACCGACCGCGGAAGGGAUGGAAUCCUGGUAUAUGCUACGCAUGCAAUCUCACGACUACUUCGCCAUGAACUACCCCAUCAUCGCGAUCUACAGCGGAGUCGGAAUUCUGGUGACCGGCUAUCUGCACUACCAGUGGAAGUUCCACAACAACGACCUCAUGUACUGGAAGCACAUGGCGGAGACCUUCUUGGAGGACAUCGACUAUUUCCAGCUGGCGAUGCUGUUAAUGAUAUUCACGAUCAACGCGAUCUUCGUGUCCAUUAUCCUGAACUUCUACAUGCGUCCGCCCCUGGAGGAUGGCGCAGGUGAGAUGUCGUUGCUGGAGAUCAAGGAUCGCUACUCCCGCUUCAUACUGCUUACUCUGAUUUCGCGCCUGGACAGGAUCCAGUCGAAGCUGUCGGCCAAACGGAAGACACUCACCCUUCAGCACCUGGCCAGGGCUCACACCAACAUGGUCAAGGCAGUGGCCCUGUUCCGCAAGGACGCCCGCAAGCUGAUCCUGCCCAAUGAAUCUGAGAUCAUGAUGCCCAUCGAGGACAUAUACGGCGUGCCCGAGGACAAGGAGCGAAUGCUGCGGCGGUUAGGAUACUACGACCUGCCUAUCGACAUUACCGACGAGACCGUCAAGGGCUUGUUCAAUGCCACAUGAAGAGGAUAGUAUCGCUGAUCCCCCCACUCCGAUUUAGAUUCAGAUACAGAGCUCUAGUAAA
Molecule: messenger RNA, 833 nt
Organism: Drosophila kikkawai
Lineage: Eukaryota; Metazoa; Arthropoda; Insecta; Diptera; Drosophilidae
Source: RefSeq, a predicted model, not a curated record